Aplosporella prunicola CBS 121167 is the source of this 1761-nucleotide messenger RNA. RefSeq lists its product as uncharacterized. Bases 1 to 1761 code for a protein of 586 amino acids. NCBI's taxonomy places the organism in Eukaryota, Fungi, Ascomycota, Dothideomycetes, Botryosphaeriales, Aplosporellaceae. The transcript has 5 exons. The record is from RefSeq and is a predicted model, not a curated record.
AUGUCUGGCGCAAAAACCCGCCUGCAGAGCCUCGCGGCGCACUUCCUCCCUUCGUCGCAUUCCGAUGAGGCACAUGCGCAACAGCAACAGGGCGCUUUCACGCAUCGCUACAACUACCACUCCCUCUCGCCCACAAGCUUCCUGCCGCGUGCCGCGGCCAUAGAACCAGAUGCCGAAGCUAUAUACCACGUCACGGCGAACGGACGAGUUUUGCGCCGCUCGUACGAUGAAGCGGCGGACCGAGCGCGCGGAUUUGCUUACUUCCUCAAGAAGCACGGCUACAAGCGUGUGGGCAUUUUGUGCCCGAAUACACCUGCGUUCCUCGAGAGCUUGUUCGGCAUCGCGGCUGCAGGCGCAGUGAGUGUCGGUGUCAAUUAUCGGCUGAAGAAGGACGACAUAUCGUACAUCCUGCAGCAUUCGGACGCCGAAAUUGUCAUCGUUGAUGCGGAGUUUCAAUCGCUUUUGGACGGCUACCGCGAUUUGGCGCCCAAUGUUCCUAUAAUAGUGGAUACAGACACUGACGUGACUGAAGGAGAGCUGAGUGGACAGUUCGACGAGGCUGUGCUGGAGGGUCUGCAAUACGACACGGCCCAGGGCGGCAAAGGUUGGGCGGAUCUUGAAGCGCAGGCACAAAGCGAGGAUGAUUUGCUUGCGCUGGCGUAUACGAGUGGAACGACUGCUCGCCCGAAAGGCGUGGAGUAUACCCACCGAGGCGCCUACCUCGCUACCCUGGCAAACGUGAUCGAGUCCGGGUUGAAUUUUCACACGGGACGGUGUCGAUAUCUGUGGACGUUACCAAUGUUCCACGCGACAGGGUGGACUUUCCCAUGGGCCGUCACCGCCGUGCGAGGGACGCACUAUUGCUUGAGGAAAAUUGACUAUCCCCAGAUUUGGCGGAUGCUAAAAGAGGAGCGCAUUACUCACUUUAAUGCCGCACCUACAGUAAACACGCUUCUCUGCGCUGCCGAGGAAGCAGAACGGCUGCCACAGCCGGUGCGAGUGACGGUUGCCGCGAGUCCGCCGACGGCGCACCUGUUCGAGACAAUGACGAAUUUGAAUCUGUACCCCGUUCACGUGUACGGUCUGACGGAGACGUACGGCCCCAUCACCAAGGGAUACCACCUGCCGGCGUGGCAAGAGCUGCCUGACAAAGAAAGGUACGCGAGAAUGGCGCGCCAAGGCCACGGUUUCUUGACAAGCUUGCCGGUUCGAGUGAUAAAACUCGACCAGCCGGGCGGCGCAGUCGUCGAUGCGGCGAAAGACGGCAAAGAAAUCGGCGAGAUAGUCUUCACGGGCAACAUCUGCGCGAGGGGUUAUUACAAAGACCCCGAGGCGACGAAGAAGCUGUUUGCUGGCGGUGUUUCGCAUUCCGGCGACCUUGCCGUGUGGCAUCCGGACGGCGCGGUGCAAAUCCUCGAUCGCGCAAAGGACAUCAUCAUCAGCGGCGGCGAGAACAUAUCGUCGGUCGCGCUGGAGAGCAUGCUGGUGACUCAUCCGGAGGUGCUGGAAGCGGGCGUGGUGGCCGUUGCCGACUCGCACUGGGGGGAGCGACCCAAGGCGUUUGUGACGGUGAAGGCGGGCAGGCAGGUCAGCGGGGCGGAGGUGAUAGAGUGGGCGAAGCACCAGAGCCAGAUCAGCAAGUUCAUGGUGCCGCGCGAGGUCGAGGUGGUAGGGGAGUUGCCCAAGACGUCGACGGGCAAGGUGAAGAAGAAUGUGCUGCGCGAAUGGGCCAAGGGCGCAGACAGGCACGCGGUGAAAUGA